This is a messenger RNA of Oppia nitens, 3920 nucleotides long. RefSeq names its product transportin-1-like (gene Tnpo). The record is from RefSeq and is a predicted model, not a curated record. Gene Ontology annotation, cellular component: cytoplasm; nucleus. Gene Ontology annotation, biological process: protein import into nucleus. Gene Ontology annotation, molecular function: nuclear import signal receptor activity; small GTPase binding. Lineage: Eukaryota; Metazoa; Arthropoda; Arachnida; Sarcoptiformes; Oppiidae. The transcript has 15 exons. Bases 189 to 2864 code for a protein of 891 amino acids.
AUUUGUUGUCUAAAACUGUAGAGAAAGACUCAGUGACUCAGUUUGGCUGUCAAUGUAUACCAUUGUAUACAAUGUAUAGACAAAUAGUGUGUCAAUUGUAUGACUUUUCUUCAAUCAUAGAUGUAAGGCAUUGAUUGAAUCAUUAAAAAUCAUAAACAAAGUGUUGACACGAGUGGUGAUUGUCCGCAAUGGUGAUGGCGUGGACUCCAAGACACGACGGUUUACAACAAAUACUACAACUUCUUCGUGAAUCACAAUCACCUGACACUCAAACACAACGUACUGUUCAACAGAAAUUAGAAGAAUUAAACAAAUUUCCCGAUUUUAACAAUUAUCUCAUAUUUGUUUUGACAAAAUUGAAAACUGAAGAUGAACCGACGCGUUCACUAAGUGGUCUCAUAUUGAAGAACAAUGUGAGGGCACACUUACAUCAAUUUCCCGCAGAAGUGACUGAAUUUAUUAAAAGUGAAUGUUUAGAGAGUGUGGGCGAUCCGUCACCACUGAUUAGGGCAACAGUCGGUAUUCUGAUCACUACUAUAGCAUCGAAGGGAGAACUAGUGAAUUGGCCCAAUUUGUUACCCCGAUUGGUCCAAAUGCUUGACUCAAAUGAUUAUAGUUGUUGUGAGGGAGCGUUUGGUGCGCUCCAGAAGAUAUGUGAGGAUUCGUCGGAAGUGUUGGACAGCGAUGUUCUCGAUCGACCGCUUAAUAUACUAAUACCAAAGUUUUUACAAUUCUUUACGCAUAAUAGUAAUAAAAUCAGAUCACAUGCUAUCGCUUGUGUCAACCAAUUCAUUAUGAGUCGGACUCAAGCAUUGAUGUUACACAUCGACUCAUUCAUUGAGAAUUUAUUUCAUUUGGCCACCGAUGAAGAUCCAGAAGUUCGUCGAAAUGUUUGUCGAGCACUAGUCAUGCUUCUGGAAGUUAGGAUGGAUCGACUUAUUCCUCACAUUCACAAUAUUAUUGAGUAUAUGUUAAUGCGAACCCAAGACCAGGACGAGAAUGUGGCUCUUGAGGCGUGUGAAUUCUGGCUGUCACUCGCAGAACAACCCAUUUGUAAAGAAGUACUUUCAGGACAUUUGUCGCGAUUGAUUCCAAUACUAAUGAGACGAAUGAAAUAUUCAGAAAUUGACAUAAUUUUACUCAAAGGCGAUAUAGAAGAAGAUGAAAUGAUUCCCGAUAAAGAAGAGGACAUAAAGCCUCGUUUUCAUAGAUCUAGAACUCAUGCACAAAGACAUAUGGAAGAUAAUGAAGAGGAAAAUAGCGAAGACGAAUCAGAUGAUGAUAGCGAUGAUAAUUCAUUAUCCGAUUGGAAUCUUCGCAAGUGUUCUGCGGCUGCUCUUGACGUGUUGGCCAAUGUUUUCCACGAUGAACUCUUACCCGUAGUUUUGCCAAUUCUAAAGGAAACACUCUUCCAUCAGGAUUGGGUCGUCAAAGAGUCGGCAGUACUUGCUUUGGGAGCUAUUGCUGAGGGGUGUAUGACAGGAAUGAUUCCUCAUUUAUCAGAAUUGAUUCCAUAUUUAAUUAGUUCUCUCUCGGAAAAGAAAGCAUUAGUCCGAUCGAUCACAUGUUGGACGUUAAGCCGAUAUUCCCAUUGGGUUGUCCAACAACAACACGACCGCUUUCUUAAGCCUUUAAUGACAGAGUUAUUAAAGAGAGUAUUAGACGCCAAUAAACGAGUCCAAGAGGCGGCUUGCAGUGCAUUCGCUACUCUUGAAGAGGAGGCGUGUACUGAGUUAGUCCCGUACUUGGAAUUUAUUCUUCAAACACUAGUCUUUGCAUUUAGCAAAUAUCAGCACAAAAAUUUAUUAAUAUUAUACGAUGCUAUCGGUACUCUUGCCGACUCAGUUGGACAUCAUUUGAAUAAACAAGAAUAUAUUAAUCUCUUAAUGCCUCCAUUGAUUCAGAAGUGGAAUUUGCUCAAAGACGAUGAUAAAGAUUUAUUUCCACUUUUAGAGUGUCUCUCAUCUGUGGCCACAGCACUUCAAUCGGGUUUUCUUCCUUAUUGUGAACCUGUCUUUAGACGUUGUCUUUCUCUUGUCGAACAAACAUUAAAUUUAAAUUUGGCAAAUGCCAGUCAUCCGGAUCAAUUUGAACCACCAAAUAAAGACUUUAUGAUAGUUGCUUUAGAUUUGUUAAGUGGUUUGGCAGAAGGUCUUAAUGGACACAUAGAGUCUUUAGUUAUGUCAAGUAAUAUAAUGCAACUUUUGUACCAAUGUAUGCAGGAUCCGAUGCCUGAAGUACGCCAGAGUUCAUUUGCUCUAUUGGGUGAUCUGACAAAGGCUUGCUUUCAACACGUCAACCCUUUUAUUGGUGAAUUUUUGCCAAUAUUGGGUCAAAAUUUGAAGCCAGAAUAUAUCUCAGUGUGCAAUAAUGCUACCUGGGCUAUUGGAGAAAUUGCUGUCAAAUUGAACGCUGAUAUGAAACCUUACGUACCAAUGGUUUUAUCUCAAUUAAUUACAAUUAUAAAUCAACCGGGAACUCCUAAAACUUUACUUGAAAAUACAGCCAUAACAAUUGGUCGAUUGGGUUUGGUUUGUGCCGAAGAAGUGGCCCCAAUGUUACAACAGUUUAUACGACCCUGGUGUUCCUCAUUGCGUAAUAUUCGUGACAAUGAAGAAAAAGAUUCAGCAUUUAGAGGAAUAUGUGGAAUGAUUGGAGUGAAUCCGGGAGGUGUUGUCAAUGACUUUAUUUUCUUUUGUGAUGCCAUCGCCUCCUGGAAUAGUCCCAAACCAGACCUCAAGCAAAUGUUUCAUGAGAUACUUCAUGGCUUUAAAAAUCAAGUGGGAGACGACAGUUGGAACCGAUUUUCUGAACAAUUUCCCGUUGUUUUGAAGGAGAGACUCGCAGUUAAUUAUGGCGUCUAAAUAUAAUCACAAAACAAAUUAAUGAAUAAUUGAACGAAUGCCAGAACUUGUUUGGUAUUUAAAGUGUUAACCAAUUUACAGACUUUAGGCAGCAAUCAAUGAAACACUCAUUUAAAAAACAAUAUAUUGAUGAUUACCUAAUAUCUAAUAUUAGUAUUUAUUGUUAUUUUCAACACUGAUGUAUUUGACUUUUUAAUUACACGCUUCUAACUGUAAAUGACUAGUACUAGUCUAGAAAUGAAUUGUCCAUUAAUUAUCUUACGGUAAAAUAAUUUUAAUGAAUACAAUUAUAGGUAACAAAUUGCAUGAAAUUUUGAUUGACUUAAGUAACUAAAAAUUUAUUUAUUUAAAAAUAACGUAUUGUUCGAUAAUAUAAACCAUUUCUUCACUCAUUGCCUUUAUUUUUAAAGUAUAUAUAAAAUUAAAAGUAAUUUAGACAUAGAUUUUAAUGAAAUAGUGAUGAGAGUUGAAUUGGUGGUUAAUAUCGGAACAAAUGAAUGGUUGAGUCUAUAAAUUUGCCCCCUUUUAUGGCAUCAAAUCCUAAACUAAACGUUAAGUGCCUUUCCCUAUACAACAAUGAUCUCCCAAUGAAUACUUGAGUUGUUUCUGAUUUUAUUUUAUAUCAAUAUAUGCUUCAAAUGCAUUCAUAAUUUACAUUCAGUUAUUGCCAUAUAAUUUAUUGGUUUACUUUCCAUAUAAUUAUAGCUCAAUAGUAUAAUUAUUUACCUAAUUGUGACACAUUUUUUGCUCAUUUUUGCAUUUGUUUUAUUUGUUUGUUAUAUAACAUUGUUUUCAUUUUUUUUAAAGCUCUACUCCAUUCACAACUCAGGUUUAGCAAACUUUUAAUUAGUUUAUCGAUUAUUUUCAUAGGACUUAUUUGUUGUGAUUGACAACCAUUUAACGUAUAUUUUUGGUUUAUUACAAAUUGUACAUCAAUUGAACUAACUGUGCCAUUCAAUGUGAUCUUAGAUUGUAAUCCUUAAGUGGGGCCACACUUUGUAUAUAUUGUAUGACUGAAUGAUUGUUUAAUAAAUAUCUAAAUUAUAUUCACACAAA